GAAGGGGAGUGAAGGAGAAUGAAGGGGAGUGAAGGAGAAUGAAGAGGAGUGAAGAGGAGUAAUAAUCUCCAUCUUAAUACAUCUCUCACAUCCUCCUCUUUCCUCCUAGCCCAUUUCAACAAACCAACUUUUAUUCCCCACCCCCUUAGUAACCCUCAAUGCCGACCAACAUCCUAACCAUAAAGCAUGUACCAUUUGUGCCGCUGUCCCUCAUCAAACAACACUUCUCCUUGUUCUACCCAUGCACCGUAUCACACUCAACCAACAAAAUAACAAUCACGUACAAAGCACCCCAACACGCCUUAUACACCCGUAAAGUGCUCACCAACACAACGCUUAACAAUCAUGCCGUUACAUUCAUUCUCAAGAGCAAGGCACGGGUGUACGUGAAGGAGAGUGAUGAGAGAAUGGCGUAUGAUCGUGCGAGUAAGUAUGGAGAGUGUGUGGUGGGAAGGAAGGGGAGAGGGUGUGUGGUUACGUUUGAACGGUUUAAGAGUGCGGAUGAGUUUGUGAUGAAUGAUGGGGGAGAGUAUGCGUUUAAGAGUGGUAAUGAGAGGUGGGGCAGUGUAUCGGACAGGGAGGAGGAAGAAAUGAGCGAUGAUUUGGUGCACGAGGUGUAAAAAUGGUAAGGUAAGGGUGUAGGAGUAGAUGUGUGAAUUGGUGAGUAGGUAAAUCAACAGUACCAAUUUAUCUGAAAAAUAACAUGAACGGUGUCCUGCUGGGAUAGAAAAUAUUGGCAGUGCUAAUAGGGAGUGUUUUGAUUGAUGAGUGCGUGCGAUAAGGUAGGACAUACCGGUACAAUUUGGUCGUGGUAAUGCUACUCGUAACACAUUACAUCACCAGUAAGAAUGAGCACUUCAAUAAAUGAAUACGUUAAUACAAGCACAGUAAUUUUAUUGUAUUCAUACCACCAAGACCUAACAACACUCAAAUCACUGUUAAUACCUGUUAAAAUACUACCACUCAUGUAAACACAGAAUAAUACGUUUGAAUUACACCGCUCAUAAAACACGA
This is a messenger RNA of Vavraia culicis subsp. floridensis, 1014 nucleotides long. RefSeq lists its product as uncharacterized. NCBI's taxonomy places the organism in Eukaryota, Fungi, Microsporidia, Pleistophoridae. Bases 159 to 620 code for a protein of 153 amino acids. The transcript has a single exon. The record is from RefSeq and is a predicted model, not a curated record.